GGAGGAGGCUGGCAGUGCAGGAUGGGCAGCAGGAGGCUGUGGAUGGAGGGGACCGCGGGCUCCCGGGGCCCCCAGUGUGGCUCUCAGUGAGGACUCCGACACCUGCCCUCCGCUGCUGUAAGAUGGCAUCACUGGGCCUAAUCUUCAUGAUCAUUGUCUUUUUGGUCCCGGCUUUCCUGGUCCUCCGGAGUCUCGGUUGCCCGGUGGAAUGUCGAUGUUAUAGUAUGACUGUAGAAUGUGGAUCCAAGGGAUUGAAGGACAUCCCAUCGAGUAUCCAUCCUUCUACUCAGACAGUGUUUCUCCAGGAUAAUGUAAUCUCUCAGAUCCAGCAACAGGACCUGUCUCCUCUGUCAGGACUCCAGUACCUCUACAUACAGAACAACACAAUCUCAGGCCUAGAGCCCGGAGCCUUCUCUACCCAGCAGCACCUGGUGGAACUGGCUCUCAAUGGCAACCGGAUACAUCUAAUUAACAGCAGCAUCUUCAAAGGCCUUGAGCACCUCCGAGUGCUUUACCUAGCAGGAAACCAGAUCACCAGACUCCUAGCCUACACCUUCUCAAAUCUGCAGAGACUGCAGGAACUGCAUUUACAAGAGAACAGCAUUGAAGUUCUAGAGGAACAGACAUUUUCCGGGCUGUCCUCGCUGGCCCUGCUGGAUCUAAGCCGGAAUAAUCUAAGAACCGUUAGCCGUUCCAUCCUGCGGCCUUUGAUCAGCCUACAGGUCCUCCGGCUAAAAGAAAACCCCUGGAGAUGUGACUGUGCACUCCAUUGGCUUAGGUCCUGGAUGAGAGAAGAAGGACAAAGACUUCUCACUUCCUUGGACAAAAAACUAAUUUGUUCCGAGCCGUUAAGGUUGUCUCACCAAAACCUUUUGGACAUCUCUGGAAACAGUCUUGUAUGUAUCCCUCCUGUAGUCCUCGUCGAUCCCAUGGAGAUGACUGCUCGUCUGGGAGAUGAGCUACGAGUCUCCUGCCGAGCGACAGGAUAUCCCCAACCACUGGUUACUUGGAGGAAGGUAGCGCAUGCUCGUUUAACUUCUACCAAGGUUAAUAUUAAGUCCACCAGCAGCAGAACCUUUGAGCUCAGUGAGAGGAGUGUGGGGGAGCAGUUUGACUCCGAUACUGGCAGUGGUAUGCUCUUGUUGAACAACAUCACCGUGUCCCAUGCUGGCAAAUAUGAGUGUGUAGCCUCCAAUCCUGGUGGAACUGCCAAAGUAUUAUUUCACCUGACGGUAAACCUGUCGAACCAGCAGUCACGCUCAUACACAUCUGUAGAUAUCAGCCAAGAGCCAUUAUAUGACAUGGAAAGUAUGGAAUUCAAUGCGUUGAGCAUGGCAACUCAGACCACCAUUGCCAUUGGCAUAUCCUUGUUGGCGCUCACGGCUCUUCUACUUCUUUUUAUGAUCUACAGAAAGCACCACAAGAGAAAAAAAGCCAAGAAGGAAGAAAAUAUCUUGUAUGUAAAUGACUACUCUGAUGGGCCAACCACAUUCGCUCAAUUGGAGGAAUAUAGGGACGAGGGUGGGCAUGAAAUGUUUGUGAUAGAUAGGAACAAGGCCAUUUUCCCGACCUACAAGGACACGGAAGGGCUGAGUAGUUUUUCUGGACUCUCGGAACUAGAGGAGCAGCUUCAGGACCAAGGAACGCAGACACUGGAGGACGAGCCAGGGAGACAGGUCAACGAUAUAUUCAUAAAUCAGGGCUUUCUGUUUCAGCAGCAGAUUGCCUACGAAAUACAUUGUUAAUAGAUAAGAAGGCUUUCUGGUGGGACGAUGUGAUUAGGCUAAUAUGAUACAUGGACAAUGGUGGUUAUUUAAAUGCUGCUUAUUUUAUAGACUCAUAUUGGUGGUUAGUUAAAAUGUCUGCUUCGUGUGGCCAAAACAUGGCAUUCAUUAGUGUCCCUAUAAUCACAAAUUUGGGUUAUUUCUUUUAGUUUCAAGGAAUAGUAUUGGCUCCUUUAUGGUAAUUGGCUCCAGAGAUGCACUACUGAUAAAUGGUGGCUUUGUUUGGCAGUAAAAUUGUUAUUCAGACACAUUUAGCAGCAUUUCAAACCCUGACAGCGAAAUACACAAGAAAUGAUAAGUCCUGCAUCUUAUGUCAAGCAAAUCCUCCUCUGGCUCCUUAAGCUGUCACACAGAAACAUUCACAUAUUGCUUUCUGACACAUGUAGGCAACAGCGAGGCAGCAAGGCGGAUGGCGGUGAGAGCACACAGCGUUUCCAAAGUGCUGUCAUUUAACGUCUUCGGUGGAAAUAGAAAGGGAAGGUUUUUAAUCUGUUCUUUUCCUGUUGUCUUGGCUUUUGUUGCUUUCAGUCUGGGCCUUCGCAGGGGAAGAUUGACGUGGAACGCUGCACUUGUCUAGUGACAGAACGAUGGAAUGCAUUGGUUUUUUAGCUUGCUUUUAGAAUAUAGUGAGCACACAAGUACCUAGAACAGGGGGAGGCAAUCUUCCACACUCCAGAUUCCGAAGACUACAUCUCCCAUAAUGCUCGGAAAGCAUCAGGGGAGAUCCACAACAUCUGGAGUGCCGAAGGUUGCCUACCUCUGGCAUAGGACAACAGGUCACUUUCUAGGGACUGUGGGACUACACCUCCCAUGAGGCUUUGCCAAUCACGUGUAGCUCUGCCGUUUCUCUGGAGCUAACUUUUCUGUUGA
Messenger RNA from Pelobates fuscus (common spadefoot toad), 2654 nucleotides. It is a transcript of the gene LRRC24, whose product is annotated as leucine rich repeat containing 24. NCBI's taxonomy places the organism in Eukaryota, Metazoa, Chordata, Amphibia, Anura, Pelobatidae. The record is from RefSeq and is a predicted model, not a curated record. Gene Ontology annotation, molecular function: protein binding. The transcript is spliced from 5 exons. The coding region runs from base 123 to 1745 and encodes 540 amino acids.